AUCAAAAUUUUAUUUUAAAAGUACAUACCUAAUGUAAUAUACAUGAUAUAAAAUGUUUGCAAUCGAUACACAAUGAAAUACAACCGUCAGAAGAAUGAAUACCGAGACUCGUUAAUCAUUUUACAAACAAUCGAUAAUCACUGAUGUUCAGUCAAUUUUGUUUUACUUAACACUUAUUCUAGUAUUUGAAACAUAUUCUGAAAAUGUUACAAUUGAAUAUAUUUCAAGAGAGAAAUUACCACGUUCCGAUCCACAUGCUCAUUUCGGCUCAGUUCGUUAUCCAUUUUACCAACAAUCACUGAAGCUUGACUAGAUCACAGAUAUCAUGUAAAUGGAUAUGCUUUUAUAUUACGGUGAACAAACAAUACCUUCUAUGACGACGAAGUAAGCAACGAGGUCGCAUUUAAGUGGGUGACACUCAAAGCGAAAGUAGGACGACGGAAAGCAUCGUUGCAACCGGAAUAUUUGUUACAGAAAGCACAACAAGAUUCACCGCUAAAGUAUCUACACCAUGUCCUGGAUGAUGAUGCCGCCGUUAGGUUUUCCUCUGGAUUUCGCGUGGAACAGAUGUGGGCUCUUUUCGCCGGAAUCCUCAGCAAGUUCAACGUAAUCGUGAUACAUGCCGGAACCAACAACAUUCCAGUAGAAGAGCCGGAGACGACCCUUCACAGAUACAACUAUCUAAUGAAAACGAUCUGGGAUGCCAACCCUACCGCUAAGAUCAUCGCGUCGGCCAUCCUUCCCCGUGAUGUCAACUACUUCCAAGGAGCGGGCAAUGAUGUGGAUUUCCUGGACAUCUGUAACCGCAAAGCCGCAACCAUCAACGCUGGAUUGGAGAAGCUCGCCUCAACGAAAUUACAACUAGAAUUUUCCCCGCAUCCCUCCUUCGGAUAUAACAGGCGUACCGCGAACCGUAGGCUACUAUCCAGGGACGGUCUCCAUCUAACUCCACGAGGGAUCGAACAACUUUAUGAGGACACAAAGAAAGCCGUCAAUCUAACCGUGAGCGCAGUGAAGUGUGCUGUGUGAAUGAGGAAGUGUCUUCUGUGUGUUCUCUUAGUGUGUUCGAGGAGGAAGUGUCGUCUGUGCCUGAGUGUAUCUCCACCGCCUACAGGGAUGCGAUUCUUCGUGUACCCACCAACAACGUCGACGAAGAGCAACCGCCGUUUUCAUCAAACCUGGAUGACCUGGAUUCCUGGCCUCUACUACCUGUAUUUAGCAUCAUGUGUCUUCCCCCGUGCCAGCGAGGAAACCUAUGGGAAAGAGUGUGUCUACCCCCGGGAUGAAGAGUUUGCCCAUUUCUGUGAAAGAGAGUGUGUCAGCACCUGUACCUGCUUCCCUAAAAAGUGUGAAUAUGCCAGCGAGGGAGUCUGUGAGGAGUGUAUCUGCUUCUGUGAAAGAAAGUGUGAAUGUGCCAGCGAGAAAACCAGACUGAUACCGGUUUUGUCUUGUAUAGAAUUCCACAAGCUGACGUUUUGGCGGGGAAAUCUUGGCACGUCGCGAUGGGACUGACAGCCAUCCCUGGGUUCAUUAUCCCAUUUAAUCUCUAUGAGUUUGAACCUACUCUUUCAGAAGCAGUCAUGGCUGAUGUGUCUUUGUAUGUAUUGCCCCCGGAGACAAAGGUUGCCCUGUUGGACUGUCAGACAGCCUUCAAUGGAUUGACUGAUCAGGAAAGACUCUAUGCACAUUAUAUCUCUCAAGCCUCCUGGUAUGGAGGGCUGAUCUGCCUUAUACAGACCUCUCCCGAAUCCCCUGGGAUAUAUCUGUUGAUAAGCAAACUCUUCAGAUGUCAGAAAAUAGAAGAACUUCAAUCUGCAGCAGAGGCACAGGGUAUCACAAAAGAAGAAUACCAAGCAUUUCUGACUUAUGUUGCUGGGUUUCUGUCCAAUUCUGGGAACUACAAAUCAUUUGGUGAUAGUAAAAUUAUUCCAAAUCUUCCCAAAGAAAAGUUUGAGAAGAUUUUGAUGAGCAGCAAGGCAGCCAAGGAAAUCCAAGGUUUAUGGCAGGAAGUGUCCGAGCGAGUGUACUCUCUGGUGGACCGGCAGAGGGAGCUGGGACUGGGGAAAAGGUCAGACACCGAAACAAAGCUCACUUUAUUUGAGUCUACAUUUACACGUAUCACCCCACCUUUUUUUUUUUUUUUUUACAGGGAACUACGAAAUAUUACUCGUUGUAUGUCCAUUUAUGUUUAUCCCACUUUUUACAGAAAAUCACAAGCUAUUAUUUUCAAAGGGAGUAACUUAAUCCGAAGAGGAACUACUAGCUACUACUCUGAUAACUGCGAUUUAGUGGAUGCCAAAGUUGCCCAAGAGUUCAUGAGUUCCAAGGAUAUCAGUCCCUACAACACCAGGUUGUUUAAAACACAGGAGGGGGAACAAGAUUGUUAUGAAGUGCGACUAGCCAGCUCGAGUUCCUCAGGAGGUGAUUUGCCAGGGGUUAGUAAACUCAUUCUUGGAUCACAUGACUUCACUCCCAAGGAAACUGGAAAACCUUGCAUCUUUAAAGUUACUAGGGGAGACUACUCUGAUCUGAUGGCAUUAGUCUUGGAAAACCUUACCAAAGCUGUGAAUUAUGCUGCCAAUGAAACAGAGAAGAAGAUGCUGAAUGAAUACAUCAAUUCCUUUACAACAGGAUCCAUUCCUCAACAUAAAGAGGGUUCUCGACACUGGAUCCAAAACAAGGGACCAAUUGUGGAAACGUACAUUGGGUUUAUUGAAUCUUACAGGGACCCUUUUGGAGUACGUGGUGAAUUUGAAGGCUUUGUGGCAGUGGUGAACAAGGAGAUGAGCGCCAAGUUUACAGAACUCGUCAAUCAAGCGGAACACCUGCUACCACUCCUGCCCUGGCCAGCCGCUUUCGAGAAGGACAAGUUCUUGCGUCCGGAUUUCACCUCCCUUGAUGUAUUGACCUUCGGAGGAUCCGGAAUUCCUGCGGGAAUCAACAUUCCUAACUAUGAGGACAUCAGACAGGAUGAGGGCUUUAAGAAUGUCUCGCUUGGUAAUGUGUUAAUUGCUGGUUAUAAGGAGGACAAAGUCAACUUUCUAGAUGAGAAAGAUCAGGAACUCUUCCUAAAGUUACAAAUCCCGUCCUUUGAAGUACUUCUGGGUCUCCAUGAACUAUUGGGACACGGCAGUGGAAAGUUCUUCAUCAAGCAUGACGACGGUACUUACAAUUUCGACAAGGAAACUGUUGUAAAUCCAGAAACAAACGAGAAGAUUACACAGUGUUACAAUGAGAAUGAAACUUGGGACAGCAAAUUCUCCACAAUAUCUUCGUCUUAUGAGGAAUGUCGAGCAGAAUGUGUGGGAAUAUAUCUUUGUCUAAGUACAGACGUACUUAAGAUAUUCGGUUUUACUGGUGAUUCUGCAGAUGAUGUGAUUUAUAUCAGCUGGUUGACGAUGGCUCGAGCUGGUUUGCUUGCUCUUGAAUUUUACUCACCAGAGACUCGUGCAUGGAGACAGCCACACAUGCAGGCCAGUUUCUGCAUCCUAAGAGUGAUGCUGGAAGCAAGCCAAGGUCUUGUGACCAUCACCAAGACAACAGGGGAGGAUGGAAAAGACGACAUUCUUCUGAAACUGAACAGAUCCAAAAUUACUAGUGUCGGCAAGCCUGCUAUCGGAAACUUUCUGAGAAAGCUACAGGUCUACAAAAGUCUUGGAGAUGUUGAAUCCGGGAAGAAGAUGUACGAUUACUACUCUGAUGUCCAUGAUCGUGAUGAGCCACACUUCCUCAGCCUCCGUUCUAUUGUCCUGCAAAGGAAGCAACCAAGGAGGAUGUUUGUACAACAUAACACUGUUGUUAAGGGAACCACAGUUGAGUUGAGGAGCUAUGACGCCACUGCCGCAGGGCUUAUCCAGUCUUGGAUUGAACGAUUUCCAGAGAAGGACAUCGAACACAAAAUGAUGAAGUUAUGGGAGAAGGAAAAGCCCUAUUUCACCUUCUGAAAUGUGCACGUGACAUGCUAUAACCUUUUACUUUAGUGUAGUGAUUCAAGUGCUUUUCACUUUCAAACUGAAUAAUGUCAGGAACUGGCCAUUUGCAUUGUAGAUAUGUAAUGAAUAUUAAGGAAUUCAAAUUAAUUGAAUAAUCAGAAUUGAACAUGCAUUUUACUAUUAAAAUAAUGAUGAUAAUUUAUCUUCUUUGGAACAAAUAAUUCUGUGACACAUCAUACAAUGUAUCUAAAACAACAAUAAUGAUUAAGGGAGGUCCCUAGUCAAGGACCUACUUGUGAUUUCUAAAAAAAAAAAUUGAGUUUAAAUACUUAGAUUGUUCAUUUGAGGGUAUGAUAAAAACAAAAAAAUGGGGGGUUGUCAGUAUAAUGAGUAAAUUAUGGUAUUUUUAUUACGUGUACCCCCAUUUGUCAAACGGCAAUAUCAGAAUUCAUUGAAGAAGUUCUAAAAUAUGUCCAUAAAAUUUUGUUUGAGGUAUGAUGCUGCAAUUUUUUUCCUCAAAUACGACAUAAAUAUGUCUAACUAAAUAAUUAAAAGUGAAAUUUUAACACAGUUUCAUGUUUUUUAAUAAUGGUGGUACAAAAUUGAACCCAAUACAAUACAAUACAAGUCAAAAAUACGGCACUGCAACACCACUAAUAUGAAUAUUUUGAAAAUUUGAUUUGUGAUUUUUCAUUCAAACUCAUAUAUUAUGUUCACAUGUGAAUGCUUGUUAAAAUACAUUUAAAAAAUCUGCCCUUUCUCAGUAUAAUAUUUUCACAGCAUCUCAAUUUAUAUUUACAUUUUUUGGCCAAAAUAGCCAUUUUGAAGAUGAUUUUCGCAUAAUAGAAGAUAACAAAUAUAUAACAAGAUAACAAAUAUAUAACAAGUGCAGAAUUGUUUUAUUUAAUUCCACAAGUGCAUUAUUGCAUAUCAUGAAUUUCUUUUUAUUUACAGAUAAUUUUUAAAACAUGUAAUACCCCUGUAUAUCAAUUAAACAAAUAUGUACCUCUG
This is a messenger RNA of Ostrea edulis (European flat oyster), 4943 nucleotides long. RefSeq names its product dipeptidyl peptidase 3-like. Gene Ontology annotation, cellular component: cytoplasm. The coding region runs from base 1410 to 3944 and encodes 844 amino acids. Gene Ontology annotation, molecular function: dipeptidyl-peptidase activity. The record is from RefSeq and is a predicted model, not a curated record. The transcript is spliced from 22 exons. Lineage: Eukaryota; Metazoa; Mollusca; Bivalvia; Ostreida; Ostreidae.